CUGAGCCACUGCGCAUGCGAGUUUCGCCUCGGCCCGGUCGCUCCGCCAUCUUUGUCGGCUAUCCAUUGUUCACUCUGGAGCUAACAGCUGCGGUUACCAGUUCGUACUGCGCAACAAAAUAACUUGACGGUGUCACAGGCAGCUGCCCGCGACAGUCGUGGAUUUGCUCUCAGGGUUGCGACUUGUUCUCGGCCAGCAAGUUAAACAGAAUGGACGAUGACACGCCCAAAACCCUGUAUGUGGGGAAUCUGUCCCGGGACGUGACAGAAGCCCUCAUCUUAGAGUUGUUUGGGCAGAUUGGACCCUGCAAGAGCUGUAAAAUGAUAGUAGAUACAGCAGGUCAUGAUCCGUACUGCUUUGUGGAGUUCUAUGAGCAUAGACAUGCCACUGCCACAAUCGCAGCCAUGAAUGGUCGGAAAAUACUGGGUAAGGAGGUCAAGGUCAACUGGGCCACCACGCCAACCAGCCAAAAGAAAGACACAAGCAGUCACUUCCACGUCUUUGUUGGAGAUCUUAGUCCUGAAAUCACCACAGAUGACAUAAAAGCAGCUUUUGCUCCAUUUGGGAAAAUAUCGGAUUGUCGAGUGGUGAAAGACAUGGCCACAGGUAAAUCUAAAGGCUAUGGCUUUGUCUCCUUCUUCAACAAAUGGGAUGCAGAGAAUGCCAUUCAGCAGAUGGGAGGACAGUGGCUGGGAGGAAGGCAGAUCAGGACCAACUGGGCCACAAGGAAGCCUGCUCCUAAAACCACAAAUGAGACAACCAAUUCCAAGCAGCUAUCUUUUGAUGAGGUGGUCAGCCAGUCCAGCCCUAGCAACUGCACCGUGUACUGCGGGGGAGUCACAACCGGUCUCACAGAGCAAACCAUGAGACAGACCUUCUCGCCUUUCGGCCAAAUAAUGGAAAUCCGAGUUUUCCCAGACAAAGGCUACUCGUUUGUGAGGUUCAACUCUCAUGAAGCAGCAGCUCAUGCCAUCGUGUCAGUCAAUGGCACAUCCAUAGAGGGCUAUGUUGUGAAGUGUUACUGGGGCAAAGAAACGACAGACAUGGUCAGCCCCAUACAGCAGGUCCAGCUGCCACAGCAGAACACGGUGAGCUUCGCAGCGCAGCCCUACAGUCAGUGGGGUCAGUGGUACAGCAACACAGCUGCACAGCAGAUUGGUCAGUAUGUGCCCAAUGGAUGGCAGGUGCCGAGCUACGGAGUCUACGGGCAGACCUGGGAUCAGCAGGGCUACAAUCACUUACACGCUGGUGCCGGAUGGACAGGUGUGGGCGCUGUGAGCAACGGGGGCAUGGUGGAGCCCGGGCAGGGAGUCAACGGGACGGUGCUGACCAACCAGGCUGGCAUGAACGCCGCUGGCUACCACACCCACUGAUCACCGAUCACAGUAGCCCUCUCUAAGCCUCUGAGGCCACAAGGAUGAUACUCUGCUGGGGGAAGGAGCGCAUUAGAUGCGCUCUCUCUGUUACCACUCAAAGUUAUUCUGUUAGAGAGGCUGGUACGCCAUUUUUAUCAACCUUUACCAGCCCAUAACUUCACCCACUGCCCAAAUCUACAAGUGUAAAGAAAACAACCCACUCCAGAACACUUAAACACUGUUAAUACAGCUAAUUGCUAAUGCACCUUGCAUUCCUGGGCCCAUUUUAUUGUUUGGCGUAUUUUUGUAAUGCCUGCAGAUAACUGGCCAAAUGUAAAUUAUACGACCGUGUCAAGAUAUUUCCAGCACAGCCACAUUUUAGUUUAAACUUAAGAUGAACUAAUUAUAUUAAAACACCAGGUUUUCUUUGUUUUCAGCCCCUCAGAGCCAAAGAGCAAGGGCAGAAUUGUAUACCAAUGUUUGCAGUCAUACAGGGAGAAAAGGCUACCAACUUUGCCACAGAAAGCACUCAAUGGUCCACAGUAAGUAAUGCAGUGUAUUGAGUAAGGGGUGUGAUUUUUAUUUUUUCUCAAUUGGAACCUCUUACUCUCACAUCUGGUCUGUCCACCUGUCACUAAAGUGAAAAACAAGUCCAAGCAAGUUCUCAGGGUGUUGUCCAGUCAUUCUGUGAAAUGUAGGAAAUCACUGAGUAGAAGAAGUAGCCAGGUUGAGGGAAAAGUGGAAAUCACAAAACAAGUCAAAUUUCAGUGCUCCUUCACUUUCAUCUCCCGGGACGAACUGAACCGACUGAAGAGCAUCCAGUCUGAGGAGAAGGAAUGUGUGUGUGCUUGCGUGUGUGCAUGAACUGAUGCUUUUACACACAAGAACAAUGUCCAGUUCAUCUUCCCCUGAAACAGAAAGGACUAUGCCAUCUUUAAUUUUUUUUGCAACAGAUGAAAUAGUGUAAUUUUCUUUCUUUGUUUUGAGCAACUUUAAAAUGCUGACGUUGUAUAAAGAGCUUUUUGCCUUU
Messenger RNA from Perca flavescens (yellow perch), 2385 nucleotides. Its product is annotated as nucleolysin TIA-1. Gene Ontology annotation, molecular function: RNA binding. The coding region runs from base 210 to 1373 and encodes 387 amino acids. NCBI's taxonomy places the organism in Eukaryota, Metazoa, Chordata, Actinopteri, Perciformes, Percidae. The transcript has 12 exons. The record is from RefSeq and is a predicted model, not a curated record.